UUUUUUUCGGAAUAAGUGAGUUUACAAAUGCGCGGAGUGAAGGACUAGGGAGAGAUUCUUGAAGAGAUAUCAUGUGCGAAGCAGUACCAAGAACGUGGCUGAUGAAACCAGAACUCUGCAGUAGUGUUCCGGCUGGUGCUCUGUCACCUCCAGCCACAUUGUCACCACCGAGUAGUCCAUGUGUGAUGGUGGCAUCGCCUUGGAGUCCAGGUGGACCAACUGGUGGUAGCAGCAGUUCAAGCAGUGGCAUAUCAAACCGUUCGUCGAUCCCAGGACUAGCACCUGACCAGCGUCUCAGUGCCUUUAGCUUUGUAUCCGGUUACUCAAGUGAUCCUAGAAUGCAGAAGCUAGCACAUGCACCCGCAUCAGUUUCACAUGUGUCAGACAUGCGAUCUGGUUUGUUAUACGGUGGUUACAGUUCAGCAUGGUGGGCACAUCAUGCGGUGGGUCUUCUUCUACCACAUUCCCUUAUGCCACCGCGAAUUCCACCACAAACAACACCAGUUGCUGAACACUCACCAAUACAUCAGGAGCCACUUAGUCCAGCGCGUGCAACAUCACCCCGUAGAUCUACCCCGGAGCGAGCGCAGUUUUCAGUGGAAGGAGCAGCUCGAUUCUCCGAAGAAGAAGUCCCCCUCAAUUUAAGUACCAAACCGAGUGAUGUAUCAUCAUCGAUAAAUCGAAAGAGUGAAAUCUGGUCACCGGGCUCAGUGUGUGAGCGUGAAGCACGCGAAACCUCUGCGCAAAAUUCACCAUCUACAACAACGCCGAUAAUCACAAGACAGAUUCACCACUCACCACUCACGCCACCCUCCUCUAACGAGCGUACCUUCCAGUGCAAGCAGUGCGGCAAAGCAUUUAAGCGAUCGAGCACACUCAGCACUCAUCUGCUAAUUCAUUCAGAUACGAGGCCCUAUCCCUGUCAGUACUGUGGGAAGAGGUUCCAUCAGAAGUCUGAUAUGAAGAAGCAUACGUACAUCCAUACCGGGGAAAAACCCCACAAAUGUGUAGUCUGUGGCAAAGCAUUCUCUCAAAGUAGCAACCUCAUAACUCACAUGCGAAAACACACUGGCUACAAGCCCUUCCAGUGUGGCCUGUGCGACAAAGCAUUCCAGCGCAAAGUUGACCUGCGAAGACACAGAGAGGGACAGCAUCCAGCAGCACCAGCACUCGAUUAUCGUUCACUCCAAGUACCAAAUUCUAAUCAACACUCGCGAUCGCCAAUCUCACCGUCCUACCACAUGAUACCAAUACCGGGGAGCAGCUGAGACCAAAAACAAUUUAUUCGGUUUUUUUAAAUAAAAUGAAAUGUUCUAUCGGCUGGACCAAUGAAUUUCUUCGUGUAGAAAUUAUUUUUUUAAACGAAAUUUUAAUCUCCCAUUUUUAUUUUUGUCGACAGACGAUGAAAAUUAUUUCACAAAUAUCGAACCGUCCAAAAAUGUUAAUGAUAAUUUGUACAUAGUAAUUAAUUCGGGGAGUGAAAUUACGAUUAGGUGGAGCUACGUACGAGUGAAUGAAUUCAAUAGAGUGCCUUUGAAAAUAUUCCGGGUUCUCUUUGGUCACUGCAUAUACCUGAAACGUAUUUAUUUCAAUAUUUUAGCGUAACUCGUACUAUUUAUAGACGAUCGAUUAUUCUUUCUCUUCAUUUUUCUGUUUACAGUUAUUUUCAUUCACACACGUGUCAUAGUCCAUUGAAACCAAAGCCGCCCGUUUCUGAUUUGUGCUUUUAAUUAGUCUUUUUGGGGGGAAAAUGAGAAAAAUUAUUUUUUUUCAAAUUGUGUAAAAAAUUGAGUACUUAAUAUUCCUUUGAGCGCUUGGGCAUUGUAAAAGGAUUUCAUAGCGGCUAGAGGACCAAAGAUAUAUAGAACUUAAGGCUGGUAUCGACGGGACGGAUACAGUGACUUCGACACGGAGAGGAAAGUUGGAUAAAAAAUACCUCGAAAAUCGUGACUAAUUUUACUUUACACUGUUUUUUUUUAAUUUCAUGGGAGAUGUUUUAGUGAAUCUCAUGAGGGUGAUUUUGAAUCGGAUUUGGGGAAAAGAUGGAAAUUUCACAAUUUGAUUGAAGUUUCUGAGGAACAUGAAUAUUCAG
Messenger RNA from Diachasma alloeum, 2092 nucleotides. Its product is annotated as zinc finger protein 467. NCBI's taxonomy places the organism in Eukaryota, Metazoa, Arthropoda, Insecta, Hymenoptera, Braconidae. Gene Ontology annotation, cellular component: nucleus. Bases 72 to 1268 code for a protein of 398 amino acids. The transcript is spliced from 6 exons. The record is from RefSeq and is a predicted model, not a curated record.